UGGAGUCCAGGGGGAGUGCAAUGCAGUUAGUGCUGCAGGAGUGACAGUUUCUGCAAGGUCGGGGGAGACUGAUUGGGAAACCGCACACAGGCGUCUAGGGCAUGUGGCUAUGCCAUUGCUGCAGCAACUGCAUAAGGAAGAAGCAGUAAAGGGGCUGAAGCUUUCUAGGCAACCAAAUGAUACCAAUCAAAUGGCGUUGCUGAGAGGGCUAAUAGGACCAUCCUGGAAACUGCACGAGCGCUGCUGAUCGAAUCAGGGCUGGGGAACUCCAUGUGGCCUCAUGCGGUGAGGCAUGCUACAGUGGCAAGGAACCGCGUACUCACAAAGGUGGCUGAUGAUAUGUGGGUACCGCUGGAGAGGUGGCUUGGAAAGAAGCCUCCAGUGGACAUGCUCAGAGUGUUCGGAUGCAUGGCAGUGGCGCAUGUCCCUAAACCGUACAGGACAAAGCUUGGAGCAUCUGCACUGUGGUGUGUGCACCUUGGACUUGCGGCAGAGAGCAAGGGGUGGCUACUCUGGGAGCCCUCGAAGAAUGUGCUGUUUGACAGUCGGGAUGUCAAAUUUGUGGAGAACAUCAUGCUGGUAGCAAAGGGGUUUCAGCAGAAAGAGAAGGAAGAUUACAAAGAAGUGUUUGCCCCAACUGCUAAGUCUCCAACGCUACGUGUGCUGCUAGCGGUAGCUGCUGUGCGCAAAUGGAAGGUGAAGCAGAUGGAUAUCGUAACCGCUUUUCUGUACGGCAUUGUGGAAGAGGAGGUGUAUAUGGUUCAACCACCUGGCUAUGAGGAUGGAACCGGUCGUGUCUGCAAACUUAACAAGGCCAUCUAUGGCUUGAAGCAGGCCCCGAGAUGCUGGUACAACAGGCUGGCCAGUGCACUGGAAGGGAUUGGAUUCCGUGCGAGUGCAUGCGACGAGAGCCUAUUCCUGAUGGGCGAGGGGGAGUCGCUUGUGCUUCUGCUGGUGUACGUGGAUGACAUCCUGCUCUUCAGCAGCAGUGACAAGGAGAUCGAUGGGGUGCAGCGUAAGCUCACAGAGCAGUUCAAGUGCAAGUCACUUGGAGAGGCAAGGUACUACCUGGGAAUGCACAUUGAGCGGGAUACUGAACGUGGCUGGCUCAAGCUGCAUCAGGGACAGUACAUCAACACCUUGGCUGAGAAGUACUCUCUGCAGGAAGAACGGGAAGUGGUUACACCUUUGCCUUCCGAGUUCAAACUCAUAAAGGCAGCUGAAGGAGAAGGAAUGUGCUUGGAUUGUGCAUGACAUCGAGCACAUUCCAACGAGCCAAGAAUUGUUGGAAUCGGAGCACAUAUGAAGAAGCUACGAUGAAAUGU
This is a messenger RNA of Closterium sp. NIES-67, 1325 nucleotides long. Lineage: Eukaryota; Viridiplantae; Streptophyta; Zygnematophyceae; Desmidiales; Closteriaceae. The record is from the annotation of a GenBank genome assembly.